Molecule: messenger RNA, 939 nt
Organism: Fusarium mangiferae
Lineage: Eukaryota; Fungi; Ascomycota; Sordariomycetes; Hypocreales; Nectriaceae
Exons: 2
Coding region: 1-939 (312 amino acids)
Biological process (GO): carbohydrate metabolic process
Molecular function (GO): hydrolase activity, hydrolyzing O-glycosyl compounds
Source: RefSeq, a predicted model, not a curated record
AUGGAUGGCAGCCUUCAUAUCCAUCCAUGGCGCGACCCUACUGCUGCAAAAGGUUGGACAUCUGGUCGUAUCGAGAGCACGUACACCUUCACCCCUGCGCCCGGUGUCAAGACCAUUGUCCAAGCUGGCAUAAGUCUCGGUCUUGCCCGUGAAGCGAGGAAGUAUGGCAUCUGGCCUGCCUUUUGGUUGCUCGGUGACAGCCACCGCACUGGUGGUCCUAUAUGGCCUGCCUGUGGUGAGCUCGACAUUAUGGAGCACGUUAAUGGCGAGCAUGAGACUUAUGCCGCAAUUCAUUGUGACAAGUCACCUGGCGGUAUCUGCAAGGAGAAGAAGGGUAUCACCGGGUCGCACUAUCAACCGAAUUCGGCUACGGGCUUAAACACCUACAAAGUCGUCAUCGACCGCACACCAGCCAUGUGGCAGUAUGAGAGUGUAAACUUCUACGUCGGAGAUGAACUCUUUCAUACGAUCACGGGUGGCCAUAUCGGCAACCUGGAAGUGUGGAAGACCAUUGCGCAAAACAAGAUGUUCAUAAUUUUAAACGUCGCUGUUGGUGGUGAUUGGCCGGGACCACCUGUUCCCUCUACUUCAGAGGGCCCUGAGGUUGGUAUGCAAGUCGGAUAUGUUGCCCAUUAUGAGCAAGAGGCAUCAGCAGAGGAUACAGCCCAUGCGUCUUAUAACUAUCCUUACGGUAAUCCUGCAGACGAAAUGGACUACCCCUACGACAAUAUCCCUCAAAGCCCACCGCCACCGGCUCCACCUCUACCUCCCGUUGCCGUGCCUCCUCCGGCUUCUGUCGGUGCACCUCCUCCGCCUCCCGUUGGUCCUCCUGUCGGUGCACCUCCUUAUAGCUACCCCCAUAUCCGUCAAGUCCCGCAUCACCCGCAUCAACGUCCUUACAACUAUUCCAAUCUCCCUCCAGGCCGGCCGCCCUAUUAG